AUGGUGACUGGAACAACCUUGAAUUACUUUUUAGACAAUAGAAUUAAUAGAGCCGAGAUCCUUUUCCCUGGCGUUGGCUGCUUCUUGGUUGCAGUUUGCCUUGCUUCUACUGUCCACUCAUCUAAUGUAGCUGAUAAUAAAGAAAAGCUUGAAGGUUUUUCAUCUAAAGAGGGGUGUUUGGGAAAAGCACUCUCAUUGGAUUUUCCAUAUGUUUCUUUUACUGGUGUUUUCUUUUCUCUAUUCUCACCAGCAUUCAACUUGGCAACAAAUGAUCAAUGGCAUACAUUGAAAGAUGGGGUUCCUCACUUGGCUUAUAUGAAUGACUGGAAUGGCAGAGGCUGGUCCUUAAUGGUCGGUCUGCUCUGCGGGUUUGGCAAUGGUCUCCAAUUCAUAAGAGGCCAAGUUGCAGGGUAUGCUGCAACAGAUGUUGUUCAGGCACUUCCACUAGUAAGCACUUUCUGGGGAAUUCUUUUGUUUGGAGAAUACAGAAAAUCGUCAAGAAGAACAUAUAUAUUGCUAGUAAGUAUGUUGUCUAUGUUUAUUGUGGCUGUUGCUGUUCUUAUGGCAUCAUCAGGGCAUCGAAAGUAG
This is a messenger RNA of Humulus lupulus (European hop), 588 nucleotides long. RefSeq names its product ureide permease 1-like. NCBI's taxonomy places the organism in Eukaryota, Viridiplantae, Streptophyta, Magnoliopsida, Rosales, Cannabaceae. The coding region runs from base 1 to 588 and encodes 195 amino acids. Gene Ontology annotation, cellular component: membrane. Gene Ontology annotation, molecular function: allantoin:proton symporter activity; uracil:monoatomic cation symporter activity. Gene Ontology annotation, biological process: nitrogen compound transport. The record is from RefSeq and is a predicted model, not a curated record. The transcript has 4 exons.